AAAAACCCAACAAGUGACCCCAAAAAAAAAAAAAAAAAAAAAGAAACAAAAAAAAAAAGAGAAAACCUCCUUCACAAGAUAGAGCUUCCAUAUCUAAUUUCUUUAACGAUGGAAGCUACAGAAUCUUUAGGACUCAAAUCUCUAAUUAUCUCAUUUUCAUAGAAAAAUCUCUCACUUUGAAAAUCCCAACUCUCUCUCUUCUUCUUCUCUGUGUUUCUCUGACUGUCUGACUGUAUACUGGGAAAGUUAUGAAGUAUUCCAGUGUCCCAAACUCAGAAAAAUUUCAUAACAAUGGCAACAGGGAUAGAUUCUUCAACAUCGGAAGGCUGGUCCCUUUCUUGUUCACUUCUCUAGCCGCAGCCACCAUUUUUAGCUUCUUCGUUUUAUAUUCUCCAUACCCUUUUGAAUUCUUAACAAAACAAGGCCUUGAUUCUGUCCAAAACCAACAAGAUCACCAUGUAGUGCAAGAGCAACACCACCACCACCAUGAUCAGAAUAAUGUCCUGUCUAAACCUCAAGACCAACAACAACAACAACAACAACAACAACAACAACAACACCUUGAUCAGAAUAAUAUCCCUCCUAAGCCUCGAAUAAAGGAGAGUUGUGACUUGUUUAAGGGUCAAUGGGUUCCAGAACUGAGAGGGUCUUUGCUGUAUACCAAUUCAAGCUGUGCUACGAUACCGAAUUCCAAGAAUUGUUUCAGAAAUGGGAGGAUUGAUAAUGAUUUUCUUAAUUGGAGAUGGAAACCCGAUAAAUGUGAGCUCCCAAGGUUUGAUCCCAAGGCAUUUUUGGAGAUGGUUCGAGGAAAAAAGAUGGCAUUUGUUGGCGACUCUGUUUCCAGAAACCACAUGGAAUCCCUUCUCUGCCUCUUGUCACCGGUUGAGACUCCAAAAGACAUUUUUAAAGAUUCUGAAGAUCGUUUCAGGAAAUGGUACUUUCCUGGCUAUGAUUUCACCCUCAUGACCUUAUGGACUAGAUUCCUUAUAGUUGGAGAGGAGAGAAUGGUGAAUGGCACAGGGUCCAGCAUUUUUGAUCUGCAGCUUGAUAAGGUGGAUGAGAAUUGGGCUCGACACAUCCCGGAGAUACACUACGCCAUCAUCUCCGGUGGCCAUUGGUUCUUCAGGGUGAUGUACUUGCACGAAGGCAACAACUUGACAGGAUGCGUCUACUGCAGCAAGCCAAACGUGACCGAUUACAACGUUACCUUCAUUGCUCGGAUGGCUUUCCGAGCUGCAUUGAAUUACAUAAACAGCUGCAAGAACUGCAAUGGGAUGGUGACCUUAUUAAGGACAUUUGCACCAGCCCAUUUUGAGAAUGGAGCUUGGAACACAGGAGGUUACUGCAAUAGGACAAGUCCUACAGGUGAGAAAGAGAUUGAUUUAAGUAGUUUUGAUUUAGAAAUGAGGACCAUUCAAUUAGAAGAGAUUGAAAGAGUUAGAAAAGAAGAGAAACAAGGAAAGAAGUUUGGGGUUGUAGAUAUAACUAGGGCCAUGCUGAUGAGACCUGAUGGUCAUCCAGGAGCAAACUGGGGCAACAAAUGGAUGAAGGGUUAUAAUGAUUGUGUUCAUUGGUGCAUGCCAGGCCCUAUCGAUUACUGGAGCGAUUUGUUAAUGGCGGUUCUAAGAAAAGAGACAGGUUUAGAUUCAUGAUUAAACAGUCAUAGGAAUAUUAGCUAGAUUGAUAAAAUAUAUCAUAGAUUUACAUAUAUUAAUAAUGCCCUUAUAUUUUUAUUAUUAUUUUUACAUGGGCAUAUUAAUUGUUUUAAUACAAAUGAUAUAUAUAAGCAUGCCAGUGCUGUUUGCUGUUCCAAAUAAUUCGAAAAAGUGAGUUUAUUUUCGUUCAUUUUCAGAUUUUUAAUAUCUAUUGUUGUAUCUUUAUAUUGUAUGAAACAAUCAUAUUUCUCAA
This is a messenger RNA of Ziziphus jujuba (common jujube), 1908 nucleotides long. RefSeq names its product xyloglucan O-acetyltransferase 4. The coding region runs from base 249 to 1652 and encodes 467 amino acids. The transcript is spliced from 3 exons. Lineage: Eukaryota; Viridiplantae; Streptophyta; Magnoliopsida; Rosales; Rhamnaceae. Gene Ontology annotation, molecular function: O-acetyltransferase activity. The record is from RefSeq and is a predicted model, not a curated record. Gene Ontology annotation, cellular component: Golgi apparatus.